CAUUCCCCCCUUUCUGGUCGACCAGAAGAUGCCCAUUUCGCCCCGCGCGAAAACCCCGAGUCGCUCCCCCGUAAGGCGAAGACGGAAGAUGGGAGUGACAGUAACGGGCGAUCAUCCCUCGUACAAGGAGAUGAUCACAGCAGCCCUGACCUACCUCAUGGACAAAAACGGGUCAUCCCGACAGAAGAUCCUGAACUACAUCAUGGCCAACUACGACAUGGGAACAGCCUCGGAAUCCCAAGUGAACAGUAGGCUCAAGUUUGCACUACGGGCUGCCGUUAAGCAUGGCAUGCUGAUGCGAAAUGCUAGGGGCAUCGGAACAACUGGCAAGUUCCGACUGUCCCGCGGCGGCCCGGCGCUCCGACGUAGGAGAAUGAGGAGCAGUGGCAAACGUCGGAGGACCAGAAGGCGUCGUUCUCCCAAGCGAAUGAGAAGAAUGACUAGGCGCCGACGACGAAAGGUAGCCAAGAAGGCAGCCAAAAAGACAACAAUGCGCCGAAGGAGGCGAGUGCGACGAGCCGCCAAGAGCAAGAAGGCUCGCCGUACGAGGAAAGUCCGUUCUCCUCGUAGGCGAUUGAGGAGGCGGCCUAUCCGCAGGAAGAGAACCACACGACGAAGAACCAGGCGAUAAACACUGACUAAGA
Molecule: messenger RNA, 644 nt
Organism: Liolophura sinensis
Lineage: Eukaryota; Metazoa; Mollusca; Polyplacophora; Chitonida; Chitonidae
Product: histone H5-like
Exons: 1
Coding region: 29-631 (200 amino acids)
Biological process (GO): nucleosome assembly; negative regulation of DNA recombination; chromosome condensation
Cellular component (GO): nucleosome; nucleus
Molecular function (GO): structural constituent of chromatin; double-stranded DNA binding; nucleosomal DNA binding
Source: RefSeq, a predicted model, not a curated record